Salmo salar (Atlantic salmon) is the source of this 5706-nucleotide messenger RNA. NCBI's taxonomy places the organism in Eukaryota, Metazoa, Chordata, Actinopteri, Salmoniformes, Salmonidae. The record is from RefSeq and is a predicted model, not a curated record.
AUGCGGAGGGGGACAAACAGAAAGCAGGCACUCAGCAGCCUGGGUCAGGCCCUGGCCCUCGGAAGGCCCCACAGCAGGGACAUGGGAAACAGGACCAGGCACCUCCUAAACAGGGAGGACCCCAGCUCCAGGGGAAUGGCCAAGCUGGUCAAGCAGACAAACCUAGCGGGCAGCAAGCCUCCACUAAGGGUGGACCAAAACAGCAAUCCCCUGCUAAGGGUGGACCACAACAGGAAGCCCCUGAUAAGGGUGGACCUCAACAGCAAGGACCUCAUAAAGGUGGACCUCAACAGGAAGGACCUGGUAAAGGAGGACUACAACAAGCCCCCCAGCAGCAAGGACCUCCUAAAGCUGGAUCACAACAAGAUUCCCCCUGUAGUAGGGGCUCAACAGCAAGCUCCUGCUAAGGGUGGAACACAACAACAAUGGUCACCGAAGGUUGGGGCUCAACAACAAGCUCCUAAGUGUGGACCACAACAGCAAGGUUCGCCUAAGGUUGGAGCUAAACAGCAAGCCCCUGCUAAAAGUGGACCCCAACAGCAAGGUUCACAUAAAGUUGGGGCUCAACAUCAAGCUCCUACUAAAGUUGGACCCCAACAACAAGGUUCACCUAAGGUUGGAGCUCAACAGCAAGCCCCUUCUAAGGGUAGACCACAACAGCAAGGGUCCCCUAAGGUUGGAGCUCAGCCACAAGGGUUCCCUAAGACCGGGACUCAGCAGCAGGGCUCCCCCAGGACUACACCACAGCAGCAGGCUUCUGGUAAACCUGGGACUCAGUCUAAUGCUGGACCUAUGGCUGGAGCUAAACCCCUGUGUCCAGUGUGUAACACUACUGGACUCAACCUGAACACCAAGGAGCCACCCAACCAUAACACCUGCACACAGUGUAAGACUGUCGCCUGCAGCUUGUGUGGCUUCAGUCCUCCUGACUCGGGUGGUAAGGAGUGGCUAUGUCUGACCUGCCAGAUGCAGAGAGCACUCGGAGGCUCUUACCCACCUGGACCCCCUAAGAUGAAGCCCCAGCCUUCUCCCAACAAAGCCUCUACAUCUCCUGCACCCCAAAAGAAAGACACUCCAACACCAGACUCCCCCCAGAGGAAACCUGUUACAUCAGCAACACAGCCACCCAAGACAGAGGUUGCUAAAGCAGCAGACCCUCAGAAACCUGGCAGUUCAGCUCCUGCUCAGAAGACACUACAGGAGAACCGGAGAGCAUCAGGGCUUCAGAAACCACCAGAGCAGCCAGGCCAACCUGGGCUUAAGCAGAGUAAUGCUACCCCAUCUACACAGCAGGAGCCUGGGAAGCCUCAGCAACAGCUUCCAAAAAGUGGAGCCUCUCCUGCCAAAGCUGUGCCACCAGAGGCCCCGCCCACCAAAGAGCAGUCAGGGGGUUUCUUUGGCUUUGGUGGUGCAAAAUCUCAGCCUGCCCCCUCAAAGCCUGAAGACUCAGUGUCUGGGAAGAUGUUUGGCUUUGGCUCCUCUAUCUUCAGCUCUGCAUCCACUUUGAUCACCUCAGCUGUUCAGGAUGAGCCCCGCUUCACACCGCCAGCUUCCCCCAAGGUGACUGCAGCAGCCCAUGCCUCUCCCAAGAUGCCCCCUGCAAAGGAGACCAAACCACCUGUUGCUCAGAAAGCAGAGGAGAAGAAAGCAGCGCAACCCCAGCAGGUCAAGAUCCCCCCAUCAGUACAUGCCAAAGUGGACAAACCCCCAUCAGCGCCUCCAAAGGGAGCAGCAUCCUCCCAACCAGCUCCCAAAGCAGGCCAAUCUACCUGUCCACUCUGCAAGGUGGAACUCAACAAGGGCUCCAAGGACCCUCCCAACUACAACACCUGCACAGAAUGCAAGAACACUGUCUGCAACCUCUGUGGAUUUAACCCCAUGCCAAACGUUACAGAGGUGAAUGAGUGGCUGUGUUUGAACUGCCAGAUGAAGAGAAUGGAAUCCCCAGGACUUCCCAUGAUAAAACCCCAACCUUCUCCCAACAACGGAUCUGCACCUCAGAAGACCACUGUCCCACCCACCACACCCCAAAAGAAAGACACUCCAACACCAGACUCCCCCCAGAGGAAACCUGUUACAUCAGCAACACAGCCACCCAAGACAGAGGUUGCUAAAGCAGCAGACCCUCAGAAACCUGGCAGUUCAGCUCCUGCUCAGAAGACACUACAGGAGAACCGGAGAGCAUCAGGGCUUCAGAAACCACCAGAGCAGCCAGGCCAACCUGGGCUUAAGCAGAGUAAUGCCACCCCAUCUACACAGCAGGAGCCUGGGAAGCCUCAGCAACAGCUUCCAAAAAGUGGAGCCUCUCCUGCCAAAGCUGUGCCACCAGAGGCCCCGCCCACCAAAGAGCAGUCAGGGGGUUUCUUUGGCUUUGGUGGUGCAAAAUCUCAGCCUGCCCCCUCAAAGCCUGAAGACUCAGUGUCUGGGAAGAUGUUUGGCUUUGGCUCCUCUAUCUUCAGCUCUGCAUCCACUUUGAUCACCUCAGCUGUUCAGGAUGAGCCCCGCUUCACACCGCCAGCUUCCCCCAAGGUGUCUGCAGCAGCCCAGGCCUCUCCUAAGAUGCCCCCUGCAAAGGAGAUCAAACCACCAGCUGCUCAGAGAGCAGAGGAGAAGAAAGCAGAGCAACCCCAGCAGGUCAAGGUCCCCCCAUCAGUACAUGCCAAAGUGGACAAACUCCCAUCAGAUCCUCCAAAGGGAGGAGCAUCUUCCCAACCAGCUCCCAAAGCAGGCCAAUCUACUUGUCCACUCUGCAAGGUGGAACUCAACAAGGGCUCCAAGGAUCCUCCCAACUUCAACACCUGCACCGAAUGCAAGAACACUGUCUGCAACCUCUGUGGAUUUAACCCCAUGCCAAAUGUUUCUGAGGUGAAGGAGUGGAUGUGGCUGUGCCUGAACUGUCAGAUGCAGAGAGCACUAGGAGGAAUGGAAGAUCCAGAACAUCCCAUGAUGAAACCCAAACCUUCACCCAACCAAGUCUCAGCUCCUGCUGCUCCUCAAAAGAAAGACACUCCAACAUCAUCUGGGCCCCAUAAAGUGGCCACUGCACCAGCUUCACCCAAAAAGAAGCCAGUGACUCGAGCCUCUCAGCCUGCCCCCUCAAAGCCUGAAGACUCUGUGUCUGGGAAGAUGCUUGGCUUUGGUUCCUCCAUCUUCAGCUCUGCAUCCACGUUGAUCACCUCAGCUGUUCAGGAUGAGCACCGCACCACACCUCCAGCUUCUCCCAAGGUGACUGCAGCAGCCCAGGCCUCUCCCAAGAUGCCCCCUGCAAAGGAGACCUCCCAACCAGCUCCUAAAGCAGGCCAGUCCACCUGUCCACUCUGCAAGGUGGAACUCAACAAGGGAUCCAAGGACCCUCCCAACUACAACAUCUGCACUGAAUGCAAGAACACUGUCUGCAACCUCUGUGGAUUCAACCCCAUGCCAAACGUUCCUGAGGAGUGGCUGUGUCUGAACUGCCAGAUGCAGAGAACUCUUGGUGGAAUGGAACCCCCAGAACCCCCGAUGAUUAAACCGUCUCCCAACAAGGUGUCUGCUCCUCAAACAGUCCCUGUCACACCCAGCGCAGCCCAAAAGGAUAUUGCAAAAGCUGCUGCAUCUGCUAAGAAAGACAGUCAAACCCCAGGCUCCCCUCAAAGGAAACCAAUUCCCCCUGCAGCUGAAGUAUCAAAAGCUGAAGCUGCUAAAGCAGCAGACACUCAAAAACCUGCCAGCCCUGUGCUUGCUCAGAAGGCUCUUCUAGAGAAUCGGAGAACAUCAGAACCACCGAAACCACCACAGCAUCCCAGCCCUGGGCGUAGGCAGCGUAGUGCCAUCCCAACCUCACAGCAACCCCCCAAGCAGGAAUCCGGAAGCUUAUUUGGCUUUGGAGGUCCUAAAUCUCAGUCUGCCUCCUCAAAGCCUGAAGAGUCAGUGUCUGGGAAGAUGUUUGGCUUUGGCUCCUCCAUUUUUAGCUCUGCCUCCACUUUUAUUACGUCAGCGGUUCAGGAGGAGCCCCGCACCACACCACCAGCUUCCCCCAAGGUGUCUGCACCUGUUGCACCUCAAAAGAAGGAGACUCCCACACCAGUUGGUCCCCAAAAAGUGGCCCCUACUACAGCCUCAGCCAAAAAGGUAAUCGUGACCCCUGCUUCAAUGAAAGAGAAGAACGCACCAGAACCAGGCUCGCCACAGAAGAAGCAGAUUUCUCCAUCAGUGGCUUCACAGCAGGACCAGAAGCCAGUAGACAAACCACCUCCAACCCUUGUCCAGCAACCUCAACAACAGCAGACUCCAAAACAACAAGAACAGCCUCAGCAGCCCUCAGCAGGGGCACCAAAAUCAGAGCCUGAUUUAUCAAAAGCUGAAGCUGCUAAAGCAGCAGACACUCAAAAACAUGCAAGCCCAGUGCCUGCUCAGAAGGCACCACAGGGGAACCGGAGAACAUCAGAACCACCAAAACCACCACAGCAGCCUCGCCCUGCGCGUAGGCAGAGUAGUGCCAUCCCAGCCACACAGCAACUCCCCAAUGAUGAGUUAGGAGACUUAUUUGGCUUUGGUGGUGCUAAAUCUGAAUCUUUCCCCUCAAAGCCUGAAGAGUCAGUGUCUGGGAAGAUGUUUGGCUUUAGCUCCUCCAUCUUCAGUUCUGCUUCCACUUUGAUCACCUCAGCUGUUCAUGAGGAGCCCCGCUUCAUACCGCCAGCUUCCCCAAAGGUGUCUGCAGCAGCCCAGGCCUCUCCCAAGAUGUCCCCUGCAAAGGAGACCAAACCACCUGGUGUUCAGAAAGCAGAUGAGAAGAAAGCAGAGCAAAUCCAGCAGGCCAAGGUCCCCCCAUCAGUACAGGCCAAAGUGGACAAACCCCCAUCAGAUCCUCCAAAGGGAGGAGCAUCAUCCCAACCAGCUCCCAAAGCAGGCCAGUUCACCUGUCCACUCUGCAAGGUGGAUCUCAAUAUGGACUCCAAGGAUCCUCCCAACUACAACACCUGCACCGAAUGCAAGAACACUGUCUGCAAUCUCUGUGGAUUUAACCCUAUGCCACAUGUUACAGAGAUGAAGGAAUGGCUGUGUCUGAACUGCCAGAUGCAGAGAGCACAUGGCGGAAUGGAACCCCCAGGACCUCCCAUGAUGAAACCCCAACCCUUGCCCAGCAAGGUCUCUACACCUGUUGCUCCUCAAAAGGAGGAUGCUGCAUCUGCUGAAUUUCAAAAGGAAAAGGAGACUACCAUACCUGCUGCAGAUCAGCCGAAGAACACCCCUACACUCCAAAAAGAGGAGACAACCACACUUGCUGCACCACAAAAGGAGGCUCGAUUGCCAGCCUCAUCCAAAAUGUCACCACAAAAGAAAAAGGAUCCUGCACCAGGUGUGUCCCUUGUGAAUGAAGUCCCGAUCCCAGCUUUACCUGUCAAUAAGGUUUCUGCCUCUCUCAUCAAGGAGGCACCAACACCUGCCUCAGAUCUCACCAAGGAGGAACCAUCUCCUGCUGCAGCUCUCACCAAGGAGGAACCAACUCCUGCCUCAGCUCUCACCAAGGAGGAACAAACUACUGCCUCCUCUCUCACCAAGGAGGAACAAACUACUGCCUCCCCUCUCACCAAGGAGGAACCAUCUCCUGCCGCAGCUCUCACCAAGGAGGAACAAACUACUGCCUCCUCUCUCACCAAGGAGGAACCAACUACUGCCUCCCCUUAUCAUCAAGGAGGCACUAACUCCUGCCUCAGCUCUCGCUAA